CGUUUCCGAAAAUAAAUUGGUCACAUGUCCAAGAGUAUAAAUAAGAACAGCGUGGUGCAAAUCCAACGCAGUAAGGAUAAGUAUAACGAAACUUUUAUUUACCAAUAACUCUGACAACUUCACGGACUUGUCUAUAGCGGGAUGGCAGAAAUCGUUUUAAAGGUUCGAACCAAUGGAAAACGUUCCGAAAGCGCGUGCACGUAUUAUAGAGCGAAGGUUGACUCGUCUCUGUAACAUGCUCAACUUUAGGACGAGUCAUUGGGAAUAGUUGAAUAUGAUGACACGAUUUGAGGAAUGUAAAGAACAGCAACAGCAGCACGGUGGACGCGUGCAGGCGCGGCUGCAACCCGACAACAGCUCGCGGCACCUCGACCACUCCGAGCAGGAGGCGGCUGCGUGCACGCGCACCAGGUUCGAGGAAAAGCAGCCAGCGGAGGGUCGGGACUGUUUGAAAACCGACGCAAAUCUAUUUGACUUUGGCGUGUCGGACUCUAUGCUCCCUUGGCUGGAAAAGGGAAACGGAACUGCACAAUGCAAACGAGUAAGUGACACGGAGCCAGCGAGUUUACCGGAGACUUGUUAUCAUGCUUCUGAAGUGAAAAACAUGGAAAAUCAACCCGAUACCGGAGCUGACGACGCGGACACUACGCGCCAACUGAGACAGGUCGCUGCGGAACCUGACGGCGGCACGAGCCGGAUUCGAGAGCUCGAGCAAGGUGACAGCGCAGGCGGGUCGGUUAUGGAACGUGACCGCGCGACUGAGCUCGAACGGCGGGUUGUGCAACCCGGCGACACGAGCGGGCCGGUGGCGGGACGCUCAGGGGCUCCUGACGGUUCGGGAAGCUCCAGCGCCAAACUAUUCAGUGAGCUUGACAACUGUGAGGGCGAGAGCGCGCCCCCGGCAAACUGGGAUUGCACGGAACCACCACGCAAACGCCUGUGUUCCCAAGCACUCAACAAACACGCGGACAUGUCGUUUGACACGUACAGCACGAACUCUCCACAUGCCAGCACGGUUCGCAGUACUACACUGGUGCCAACCCAAAUGCCUACAAUGCAUGGAGAUUCUUCUUUGGACCCCAUGAAUAAACUUCUCAGUGACAGCUCAAAUAAUUUAGAAAAUGACAAACUGGAUAGAGAUGCAGAUAUUGAGGAUGAAGUACCAAAAUGCUCUAAGGAAAUCUCGAAUAACCAAGUAAAAUGUGAUUCACAGGUGGUGUCUGAUACCCUGAAUAAACAUCGUUGCCCUAAAACAGCAACCAAUAAGAGAAUCAGUUUAUCCAGGCUGGUGUUAGAGCAUAUAGCACCUUGUAUGAAUCAGUACGGCUUAUGUUUUGUAGAUGACUUCCUGGGGCACAAAAUUGGUGACAAAAUAUUACAAGAAGUCAUUGCUCUUCAUCAGAGUGGCAAUUUUGAGGAUGGAGCGCUGGCAGGUCAGAGUACCAAUUCAGAUAAAGAAUUAACUGCUUCAACCAAUAAAACAAUUCGUGGCGACAAAAUAAUGUGGGUGCAGGGUACUGAGCCGGGCUGUGCAUCUAUAGGACAACUUCUACAGAGAAUGGAUAAACUUAUAUUGCAUGCAGAUGGGAAAUUUGGGCACUACAAAAUUAGAGGAAGACACAAGGCAAUGGUGGCCUGCUACCCAGGGAAUGGAACAGGAUAUGUUCGACAUGUUGAUAAUCCGACAGGUGAUGGACGUUGUGUGACGUGUAUUUAUUACCUGAAUAAAAACUGGGAUGCAAAGGUUGACGGUGGUACUCUUCGAAUAGCUCCAGAAGGAAAGUCCUACGUAGUUGACGUUGAACCGAUUUUUGAUAGAUUGUUGUUGUUCUGGUCUGAUCGAAGAAAUCCACAUGAAGUACAACCAACAUAUUCUGUCAGAUAUGCCAUAACUGUGUGGUACUUUGAUGCAGAGGAGAGGGCUAAAGCAAGAACAAGGUACCAGAAUCGAACAGCUUCUGAACAAGCUACAACCUUUUCAUCAUGACAGUAACCAUGUUGAAACUUGAUCAGUGAUCCAAGUAUUUGAACGUUGUUAAUGCACAUGGUUUUUUCAGCAGCUCCAAAGACACUUCACAAUAAUACCAUUUGAUGCUUUGCUUUUGUAUGACCUUUUGUGCAUCAACUUUCACGUUAGAGAUGGUACAGGCUGCUGUUUAGCCUCCUUUUCAGCAAAAAUGUUUUAGCAGAAUUAAUCUGCAGACCAGAAUUGCACAGAAUAGAAUUCUAUAUCAGCUUUCUUAAACUUACUUAUAAGAUCUGUUCCAAUGUUUCUUACAAGAAUGACAUAAUGUGCUUAAAUAUUAUCAUUAGGUCCCAAUAGUGCACCUUAUCCAAGAUUGAAAUGGUAUUGACUAAUCCAUUAAAAUGUUUUGUUCCCCUCUAUUUAAAAGCAGUUGAAUUAUUAUUUAUGGCAUUUUUUGACCAUUUAAAAAUUUGACUAUUAUCUACUGAUUUGUUCAACAUUCUCCACUAUGUAAAUUAAACUUCUACCUUCAGAAUUGUUUGAAUUUUCUCUAUUUAUAUGGAAGCUGAAUAUCACUAAAUUUCUAAAGUUACAAAAAUAAUCUUCAUUGCACUUCAUUGUGAUUAAUGCUAGUAAAUCUUAUUCUUUAUAUGCUUAAAUCAUAAAGAAUUUAUUUGCUGAGAAACAUUGUAGUUAAGUAAAUUGAUCUUAUGAUAAUUUUGUCUGAAGAUGACUACAAUAUGAUGUGAAAUUCUUUCUGUUGCUGCCUUCAAUAGUGAAACAUGGUUCCAUGGGAAUUUCUAAAGUACAUUGAAUAUAAGCUUCAAAAUUAUUGAGUUAUAGCUGGAUGCUACCUUGUUUGCUGGUCAACAAUUUGGUAAUCCAGCAGAGGCAGUAAACAAGUUGUAUUGGAAGUUAAAUUUGAGAAAAUUGUAAGAGUUUAAUCUCCAAUCUGUUUGUUGUCUUCAGAUAAUAAAGUGGUCCCUGCAGUCAAGACAAAGAUAUAUUUUACACAAAUAUGGUUCUGUGUAUUUUGUUUGUCUCACUCCAUCUUCUGCUCUUGUUGCAUUAUUAUGAUUAAAUUAUUCAGUCAUUAACCUUUAU
Molecule: messenger RNA, 3070 nt
Organism: Hypanus sabinus (Atlantic stingray)
Lineage: Eukaryota; Metazoa; Chordata; Chondrichthyes; Myliobatiformes; Dasyatidae
Gene: egln3
Product: egl-9 family hypoxia-inducible factor 3
Exons: 5
Coding region: 275-1987 (570 amino acids)
Biological process (GO): cellular response to hypoxia; peptidyl-proline hydroxylation to 4-hydroxy-L-proline
Cellular component (GO): nucleus; cytoplasm
Molecular function (GO): ferrous iron binding; L-ascorbic acid binding; peptidyl-proline 4-dioxygenase activity
Source: RefSeq, a predicted model, not a curated record